Cyprinodon variegatus (sheepshead minnow) is the source of this 4541-nucleotide messenger RNA. Its product is annotated as protein TASOR-like. The transcript has 10 exons. Gene Ontology annotation, biological process: protein localization to heterochromatin; negative regulation of gene expression, epigenetic. The coding region runs from base 42 to 4022 and encodes 1326 amino acids. Gene Ontology annotation, cellular component: nucleoplasm; heterochromatin. The record is from RefSeq and is a predicted model, not a curated record. Gene Ontology annotation, molecular function: chromatin binding. NCBI's taxonomy places the organism in Eukaryota, Metazoa, Chordata, Actinopteri, Cyprinodontiformes, Cyprinodontidae.
GAGUGUCGGAGCCAGAGCCCCAGGCAACUUUCCUGACCUCCAUGGAGCCUUUUAUUCCUGCACUACACUAUGCCUUGUUUAAGCUGCGUCUGAAGCCAGGCAAGGACCUGAGUCUUGGUGUGGAACGCCAAUCCGCAGACUAUCUAACGCGUAUGGAGUCUGGAACGGUGCGACCUUUUAUUCUGCCUGACUACAGAAACAGUUUUGAUGAAAGGGCAAGCCCUAUUUCGGUGCCUAGACCCAAAUUUAAUAUGGACGCUGUGUUACGGUCGUACGUUCACAACUCUGCAAACUACGUUUUACCUCUGGGCAAGGCACGGGACAUAAUGGAACGAAUAAGGAGCCCCGCCCCCGUACCUCCACCCGCAUCAGUUCCUGUUUGUGCUCCUCUUUCUGUGCCAAUGGAAUACAGCCCUGUUUCUGACUGGGGGGGCUCGGACAGAGGAUCGGACCGAGCAGAAAGAGUCUCCCUGGAGAGGCUUGGCCAGGAGAAGGCACCUCCUGAAACCAGCAAACGUAGGCCAGACACGACGCAUUCAAAUGGUGCUCAACUGCAACCCAAACCCCACGGCGAGCCACAGCCUUCGAAGUCGGAGCUCUCCCAGAACGAGUACGACCAGGACAAGAUGAAACAGCUGCUUAAGCUAAUCCAGCUACAUAAGAAAACCCUGGUUCAGGAUCCAGGGAGGGAUCUAGGGGAGGAUGGAAGCUGGGAUGCCAACAGUCUAAAAAGGAAAUUCGAAGGGGACGGCGAAGGUGGAAUGAACAAACACCAACGCACUGAUCAUCUUAGUAACGGGGAACCAAGUAGAGUGGGCCAGAAAGACGAAAACACAGCCGAGGCUGGACAGGGGGACAGCCUAACGGCAGUAAUGGAGACCAUCGGCCUCUAUGACACGGACCUGAGAAAUCGCAGCAGCGCUGACGCCUCAACAGCCAACGAGACUCAGCGCCUGCUCAAAAUCCUCCUGGCCACACUCAACAAAGCCAUGGCUCAGAGCUCCAUGCCCGUGCCGCCGAGUCAGGGCGAAUCCUCGACUAGUUCAGGAAUUAUGGAGUCCAUCCUUUCCAAAUCAGCUGCUGCCAUGCAAAUUGAAGCAGCUCCGCAAACAAACUACACAGCGGAGGACAUGGACUGUAGCCCAGGGAGUCCGCCGGGCAUGGGCUCGCCGCCACAGGCAGCACAGCCCUCAGACGUCAUAUCUGAGAAUCAUCCUGUCAAUGAAGAAAAAGCUCAGCCACUUGUUGAAGCCAAACCGGAGCCUGAGCCUGAGCCUGCACCAACGGCAGAAACCAACCAAGAGGCGAAGACGCCUGCUGCUAUAGAAGUGAAAAAUCCUGCUGCGCCAAUGGUCGGAGAUGAGGUUCCCUUCCAGCCCUCCAUCAGCCUGGACACCAUUUUGAACCAGGAGAUCCGCAGCCUCACAUCGGACAUUAAAAACAUCAUGCAGACUCAGCGCAUUAGCUAUACCUCACAGCUCCCCCAAAGGCUGUCUCUACGUCACUGCUGGCAGCCCAGCAGCUACUUCUCACACUAUGUUGUUCCCUUCGUCCCCCCUGUACCCGUCGAGGGGCAUGUCCAAGCACUAUGUGAAAAGAUGGACAGGUUGAUCCCAGCUCGACCUGCUUCUCCCAAGGUCACCUCUCCACCUCCCCCUGUGACAUCUAGCCUUGGAACCCCAACCGCUGCACCCAAGCAGUUUUCCAAAAUGAAAACAGAGCCCUCUGUUAUGAAGAACUCCACAUUCUCAGAUGGUGUUAAAAAGAGCUGCAGCAGCAGUGAGACGUCUGUCAAGGUUAAAACAGAAGCUCCAGCACUGGGGGGAGGAGGGCUUUAUUCUCCCUCUCAUGCCACAUCAGACUCACCAGAAUUGAGCUCCCAUUCGGCUGGUGCUGCUCCUGAAGGCGGGUCAAACCUGCUCGCAGGGAGCCUCAUUGGGCAGCUGAAACCGGAGCUUUUCACCAGUCUGGUGGAAAUCUUCAAAGACGUCACGAAGAAUACAGUUAAAUUUUACAUCUACUCUGGAGAAGAAGGCGAGGACAGCACUGUCUGCAAGGAGAUUAAGGAGUACCUGAAAAGUCUAGGCAACAGUGAAUGCAGUCCGCAGACAUUUCUGGAAAAUAGUGGAAGUUUGGAUAAGCUCCUCAUCAUCAUCAGGAAUGAAGACAUCGCUGCACAUGUGCACAAGAUUCCAGCUCUGGUUUCCCUAAAAAAGUUGCCCUCAGUGAGCUUUGCUGGAGUUGACUCCCUGGACGACGUGAAGAACCACACAUACAACGAACUGUUUGUGUCGGGAGGCUUCAUGGUGUCUGAUGAGUUUGUCCUUAACCCUGAUCUCAUCACACAGGAUCGUUUACAAGGGCUGCUGAAGUUCUUGGAGGACCAGAGCACUCCUGAACAUCCCUGGCAGUGGAAGGUCCACUGCAAGUCCCAGAAGAAGCUUAAAGAACUGGGGAGGUUAAAUGCCAACGCUAUGGGGCUGCUGAACCUUUUGACUGCUUACCAGAAAAAGCACCUGGUGGAGUUUCUCCCGUAUCACGAGUGUGACACCCAAUCACGCCAGGCUCCAGAUCUGGAAUGCCUGAUCAAGCUUCAAGCUCAAAACACACAACAACGGCACCUUAUUUUCCUCACAGAGAGACCGUUUGAAAUGUUCCUGCACUACUCUAGAAAUGGAAUAGUGAUCGCGAGCAUUGACGACGUUAUGACUGGUUUUCACAGCCUGAUUGGAUCCAUUAAUCAGAAUGAGCUUCCUACACCACCUUCCACUGUGAAUGAUGAGUGUGUGGAGGCAGAGGACAUGUCAUUAGAUUCUGAUGAUGGCGAGCCAGCAACCUUGACAGAUCCUCUAGAUCAGGUUCAGGCUAAGAAGAAUAACCCUGAGCUGCUGCUGCCUUCGGAGAAGGAGGACUUUCGCCCCCCUCUCCCAGACCUGCAGGCCACCCCUGAAAGAACAUCAACCCUGACUGAAUGCAGCGCUCUUAAAACGGCCAUCUCCCAUUUCAAAGCCACCAACCAGCUCGGAUUAGCCUGCUCAGACAUUGGCAGCUUGUCUCCAGGAGGUUUUCCUGUAAAUACCCACCAGAGUUUUCUGUGCCCUUCAGCCUCCUGGUCGUCCUACAGCGGCUCUUCCAGCUAUGUUGCGUCUCCGGCGUAUCCCGCCUCACCCUGCAGCAGCACGCAGGAACAAGAACACCGCCCCUCAACCACCACGGCUCCUGUGGUUCCAACUCCACCCGUCAUUGCUGCAGUGGGACCUUUAGCAAACCUGGCUUCUCUUCCCUUAGAAGUCAAAGCUCCACCUCCUCCUCCCUUUAUGAUGCAGGGGCAGACAUACGGGGCAGACGCUGGAGGAGCUGUAUCAGCCGGAGCCUCUCCGCUCAUCAGCGCCUUACCUUACAAAGACCAUAGUGACUCCUCCCAACCCGGAUACAUUGGGAUUGCUUCUAAAGGUGCCAGUGGGGCCCCCACACUGCAAGACAGGACACUCAGUGGAGCUGGGGAAAGUGCUUGGGGCGUGAAGGAGACGAGCACUUGUGAGACUGCUUGCAGCCAGGGUGCAGUGACGUCUAAGUCAAUGGAGCCAAUUGGCGUCCCAAAAACAGGUGAAAUCCCUGUGGGCAGCACCCCUGGCACCCAGGGGAGCAGGACUCAGGGGAAUGGUGCUGAAAGCCUAGGAACUCCAGUUGGUAUUCCCCCAGUGGCCACCAGAGGGGGGUCUGUACCCAGACCUAAGCUGCCUACACAUCCAGUGGGAGGUUUGGGUUAUGGGAGCAUAGGUGGCGUUCCCGGGCAUAUGGACCAUUGGCCAGCGCGGGGGACUUUGGUUCCUGGUUCUUUAGGGGGCUUCAGAGGCAGAGGAGCCCCUCCGGUAGGACUCUGGCCUCGGGCCGGUCGAGGACAGGAACUUGGGGAUGGGACUGGAGGUGGACCCUGUUCCUGGGUUUACCCAGCAGGUCGGGGCAGGCCACAGAAUUACUACACAGACUACACAUACUCUCAUAACUACGCCCCUGAAUAGACAAUCAUCGCAGUGAAAGGGGCAAUGCAAGCAGCAUACACCAGAGACAGAACUGGCUGAAUGUACAUAUUUCCUUGUCAUAAAAGCAUUGAUUUAAAACGGUAAUUAUUAAUUUUGGUUUUUCUACAUUAAUAAAAGUAGAUACGGGCAGUGCCGGGUGUCCUACUGUCGUAAAAACUCUCUGUACACUCUUUCCGUGUGAUGUAUUUGAAACCCUGUUCAAACCACUAUAUUUAUAUUUGCCAACAAAUGUUUAUGGCCUUCCAGCUUCUCAGAAUUGACCACACUAUUUCUGUUUGUUCCGGUUUGGAAACGGUUUUGUGAACAAAUGGGGAAACGGCUGAUAUUUUUUUAAGGAAAAACAAAACAAAGUGAAUGAAAUUUCACUUUGCUGUUUUUUUUUUUGUUUGUUUUGUUUUGUUUUUUAUUUUACAUAUUUGUCCAAGAUUCUAUUAAAAAUAAAACAUUUCAAAUCUUGUUUGUGUGAUGGGCUUGACAGUGUCAAUCAAACCAUUAAAA